Messenger RNA from Panicum hallii, 1866 nucleotides. Its product is annotated as ATP-dependent 6-phosphofructokinase 6-like. The transcript is spliced from 4 exons. Gene Ontology annotation, cellular component: cytoplasm. NCBI's taxonomy places the organism in Eukaryota, Viridiplantae, Streptophyta, Magnoliopsida, Poales, Poaceae. Gene Ontology annotation, biological process: fructose 6-phosphate metabolic process; glycolytic process. Bases 111 to 1718 code for a protein of 535 amino acids. The record is from RefSeq and is a predicted model, not a curated record. Gene Ontology annotation, molecular function: ATP binding; 6-phosphofructokinase activity.
UCAGUCCUCGCCCCCGGCAAUUCCGACGAAUUCGAUCUCGGAUAGUCACUCUCCUCCAAUCGAUCGGUCAGUCGUCCCGGUCCUGUUUCCUUGAUACUGUGCUGCGAUCGAUGGAGACCGCCACCGUCGUCGUCGCGCCGGCUCCCGUGGCCAUCACGCCGCCGCCGCAGCGCAAGCUUAUGGAAUUGAAGUCUUCCUUUGCCCCCGCGGCGAAGUCGUCGCCGGCGAGGAAGGCCAAGCCGGCCAAGAAGAAGCUCGCCGGCGGCAGCGGCGGGUACGUCCUCGAGGACGUCCCGCACCUCACCGACUACCUCCCGGAGCUCAAGAGCUACCCGAACCCCCUGCAAGACCACCCUGCCUACUCUGUUGUCAAGCAGUACUUCGUGAACCCGGACGACACGGUGGCGAAGAAGAUCGUGGUGCACAAGAGCAGCGCGCGGGGGACGCACUUCCGGCGCGCCGGCCCGCGGCAGCGCGUCUACUUCCAGCCGGGCGAGGUGACGGCGGCGAUCGUCACCUGCGGCGGGCUCUGCCCGGGCCUCAACACGGUCAUCCGCGAGCUCGUCUGCGGCCUCCACGACAUGUACGGCGUGGCCAGCGUGCUGGGCAUCGAGGGCGGCUACAAGGGCUUCUACGCGCGCAACACCGUGGAGCUGACGCCGCGGUCCGUGAACGACAUCCACAAGCGCGGCGGCACGGUGCUGGGUACCUCCCGCGGCGGGCAGGACACGGCCAAGAUCGUGGACAGCAUCCAGGACCGCGGGAUCGACCAGGUGUACAUCAUCGGCGGCGACGGCACGCAGAAGGGCGCGGCGUCGAUACACGAGGAGGUGCAGCGCCGCGGGCUCAAGUGCGCGGUGGUCGGCGUGCCCAAGACCAUCGACAACGACAUCGCUGUGAUCGACAAGUCGUUCGGGUUCGACACCGCCGUGGAGGAGGCGCAGCGCGCCAUCAACGCGGCGCACGUCGAGGCCGAGAGCGCCGAGAACGGCAUCGGCGUCGUCAAGCUCAUGGGCCGGAACAGCGGCUUCAUCGCCAUGUACGCCACGCUCGCCAGCCGCGACGUCGACUGCUGCCUCAUCCCGGAGUCGCCCUUCUACCUCGAGGGCAAGGGCGGCCUCCUCGAGUUCGUCGAGAGGCGCCUCCGCGACAACGGCCACAUGGUCAUCGUCGUGGCCGAGGGCGCCGGCCAGGACCUGAUCGCCAGGAGCAUGCACCUGGCCGACACCCACGACGCCUCCGGCAACAAGGUGCUCCUCGACGUCGGCCUCUGGCUCUCCCAGAAGAUCAAGGAGCACUUCAAGAGGAAGCCCAACUUCCCCAUCACGCUCAAGUACAUCGACCCGACCUACAUGAUCCGCGCCGUGCCGUCCAACGCCUCCGACAACGUCUACUGCACGCUGCUGGCGCACAGCGCCCUCCACGGCGCCAUGGCGGGCUACACCGGCUUCACCGUCGCGCCGGUGAACGGCAGGCACGCCUACAUCCCCUUCUACAGGAUCACCGAGAAGCAGAACAAGGUGGUGAUCACGGACCGGAUGUGGGCGCGGGUGCUGUGCUCGACGAACCAGCCGUGCUUCCUGACGCACGAGGACGUGGAGGGGGCGGGGCAGGAGGAGGAGGAGCCGCACCUGUCGCUCGUCGAGGGCGAGAACGCGCUGGUCAGGAGCCCGUCGAUGUGCAACGGCAAUGGCCACCGCUGCAGUGGCGCCGCCUGAAAAUGCAAGGCGCAGGGUCAAUUCAUUCACAUGUUGAUGUAAAAUUAAUGGUCCAGAUCAAUGUGGUUGUGAUUGUAGGUUUCCUUCAUAACUUCCUUUUGUUCAUUCUUUGGGUUGAUGUUAUAAUGGUAUUGCCAAGAGCCUACUA